AUGGCCACUCACGGGGAGGUCUCUGAGCAAAUUCCCGAGGUUGAUGAUGAUUUUCUCCCUGAGCUCUCUGCUCUUCUCGGUGUGGAUGCGCUUCAGCUCACAAAGAGACAACAAGAAGAAGACCAUAAAGAACGAAUAAAAAUGAAGAAAGGUUUUAACUUGCACAUGCGCAGUGAAGCCAAGCGAUUAAAGACUUUUGUGACCUAUGACACAUUCAAAUCAUGGACGCCGCAGGACAUGGCAGCUGCUGGGUUUUACCACACUGGAGUAAAACUUGGGGUUCAGUGCUUCUGCUGUAGCUUAAUCCUUUUUGGCACCAACCUCAGGGAAGUUCCCUUAGAAAGCCACAAGAAAUUCCGUCCAGAAUGCGAGUUCCUUUUGGGCAAAGACGUUGGUAACAUCGGCAAGUACGACAUAAGGGUGAAGAGUCCCGAGAAGCUGAGAGGUGGCAAAGCAAGGUACCAAGAGGAGGAGGCCAGACUGGAGUCCUUUGAGAACUGGCCGUUUUAUGCCCAUGGGACAUCGCCCCGUGUGCUCUCAGCAGCUGGCUUUGUCUUUACAGGUAAAAGGGACACUGUGCAGUGUUUCUCCUGUGGUGGAUGCUUGGGAAACUGGGAAGAAGGAGAUGAUCCUUGGAAGGAGCAUGCCAAGUGGUUCCCCAAGUGUGAAUUUCUUCAAAGUAAGAAAUCCUCAGAGGAAAUUGCCCAGUAUAUUAAAAGCUACGAGGGAUUUGUCCAUGUAACGGGAGAACAUUUUGUGAAUUCCUGGGUCAGAAGAGAAUUACCUAUGGUGUCAGCUUACUGCAAUGACAGCGUCUUCGCUAAUGAAGAACUAAGGCUGGACACCUUUAAGGACUGGCCCCACGAAACCCCUGUGGCUGUUGAAGCUCUGGUCAGAGCAGGCCUUUUCUACACAGGCAUAAAGGACUCUGUCCGGUGUUUUUCCUGCGGAGGAUGUAUGGAAAAGUGGGAGGAAGGGGACGACCCACUAGAAGAGCACACCAGGUUUUAUCCCAACUGUCUCUUUCUCCAAAACCUGAAGUCCUCUGCAGAAGUGAUUCCUGACCUUCAGAGCCACUGUGCACUUCCAGAGGCCAUGAGCACCACAGGUGAAAGCAAUCAUGAGGAUCCAGUGGCUGUUCACUCUACGGUGGCCGACCUGGCUCAGAGUGCAGCCCAGUGGUUUCAAGAGGCAAAGAGUCUGAGUGAGCAGCUGAGAGGAGCCUACACCAAGGCCACUUUCCGCCACCUGAAUCUGCCAGAGGUGUGUUCCGGCCUCGGCACUGACCACUUGCUUGGUUGUGACCUGUCCAUGGUUUCAAAGCACAUCAGCAGGCCGGUGCAAGAGGCCUUGAUGCUUCCUGAGGUCCUCAGCAAUCUCAACUCCGUCAUGUGUGUGGAGGGGGAAACUGGCAGUGGGAAGACAACCUUCCUGAAGAAAACAGCUUUUCUCUGGGCAUCAGGAUGCUGUCCCCUGCUGAACAGGUUCCAGCUGGUCUUCUACAUCUCCCUGGGUUCCACCAGACCAGACCAGGGGCUGGCUGACAUCAUCUGUGCCCAACUCCUAGAGGCAGGAGGAUGCAUUAGUGAAGUGGGCCUGAGCAGCAUCAUCCAGCAGUUAAAACACCAGGUGCUGUUCCUGUUGGAUGACUACCAUGGGAUGGACUCACUGCCCCAAGCCAUAGAAACCCUGAUUACAAGAAACUACUUGACCCGAACCUGCUUAUUGAUCACUGUCCAUACAAACAGGGCCAGGAACAUCCGCCCAUACCUAGAUACAAUUCUAGAGAUCAAAGAGUUUCCCUUCUAUAACACUAUCUCUGUAUUACGAAAAUUAUUCUUCCACAAUAUUUCACGUCUGCUAGAGUUUAUGGUUUACUUUGGAAUGAGUAUUGGUUUACAGGGAAUUCACAAAACUCCUCUCUUUAUGGCAGCAGUCUGUACUGACUGGUUUCAAAAUCCUUCUGACCAGUCCUUUCAUGACGUGUCAGCUUUCAAGUCCUAUAUGAAAUACCUUUCCUUAAAACACAAGGCUACACCUGAGCCUCUCAAGGCCACUGUAUCCUCAUGUGGCCAGCUGGCCUUGAGAGGCCUUUUUUCAUUUUGUUUUGAGUUUAGUAGUGAUGACCUCUCAGAAGCAGGUGUUGAUGAAGAUGAAGAUCUGACCACCUGCUUGAUGAGCAAAUUUUCUGCCCAGAGACUGAGACCUGUCUAUCGGUUCUUAAGUCCUUUGUUCCAAGAAUUUCUUGCUGCCAUGAGGCUGACUGAGCUCCUAGGUUCAGAAAGGCAGGAAGACCAAGAUCUGGCACUUGAUUAUUUGAGGCAAAUUAACUCACCCUUGAAGGCUAUGAAUGCCUACAACAAUUUUUUGAAGUAUGUUUAUAACCACCCUUCAUCAAAGGCAGGGCCAAAAAUUGUAUCUCAUUUGCUUCAGUUGGUGCAUGAUAAAGAGUCGCUGGAGAACAUGUCUGAAAAUGAGGAUUAUGUGAAGCGCCAUCCAGAAACUUCCUGGAUGAUGCAGUUAAUUAAGGGAUUAUGGCAGGUAUCUCCUGAAGCUUUCUUUUUAUUCGUUUCAGAACAUCUAUUGAGCAUUGCUCUAAACUUUGCUUAUGAAAGCAACACGGUGGCUGCAUGUUCUCCAUUUAUUUUGCAGUUCCUUCGAGGGAGAACACUAGCUUUGAAUGUACUGAAUUUACAGUACUUUGGGGACCACCCAGAAAGCCUGCUACUGUUGAGGAGUGUAAAAGUCUCCAUAAAUGGAAAUAAAAUGCAACCCAGAGCAGGUUACUCAGUCAUGGAAAAAUGUUUUGAAACAUUACAGCCACCAACCAUAGAUGAGGACUAUGCAUCUGCCUUUGAACAUAUGAAGGAAUGGGAGAAAAAUAUAGCUGAAAAUGAAGCUAAAAUGAGAAGUUUUCUGAAUGACAAAACCCAGCAUCCACCCAACAUCAGUGCUGGCUACUGGAAACUGUCCCCCAAGCCGUACAAGAUUCCUAGGCUGGAAGUCGAAGUGGCCAACAUGGGUCCAGCAGACCAAGCACUUCUCCGGGUCCUAAUGGAAGUCUUCUUGGCAUCACAGAAUAUUGAACUCCAUUUGAACCACAGCAGUGGCUUUCUUGAAAGCAUCCGCCCAGCUCUAGAGCUGAAUAAGACCUCGGUCACCAAGUGCUCCAUGCGCAGACUGGAGCUCAGUCCAGCGGAACAGGAGCUGCUUCUCGACCUGCCUGCCCUGCAGUCUCUUGAGGUCUCAGGGACAAACCAGUUACCAGAUCAACUCUUCGCUAACUUGGACAAGUUCUCAAGCCUGAAAGAACUGUCUGUGAGACUAGAUGGUAUGCCAGAUGUGCUUUCAAUCAUCCCUGGGGAUUUCCCAAACCUCCACCACAUGGAGAAGUUAUCCAUCCAAACCUCCACAGAGUCUGACCUCUCCAAACUGGUUAAAUUCAUCCAGAACUCUCCAAAUCUUCAAGUUUUCCACCUGAAAUGUGAUUUCUUUUCGAAUUGUGAGUCUCUCAUGACUGUGCUUGCUUCCUGCAAGAAACUCAGAGAGAUUGAGUUUUCUGGACGAUGCUUUGAAGCCAUGCCAUUUGUCACCAUUUUGCCAAAUUUUGUGGCUUUGAAGAUAUUGAAUCUUGAAGACCAACAGUUUCCAGAUAAGGAAACAUCAGAAAAGUUUACACAGGCUCUGGGUUCUCUCAGGAACCUGGAGGAACUGCUCCUUCCCAGUGGGGACGGGAUUCACCAAGUGGCCAAACUGAUUGUCCGGCAGUGUCUGCAGCUUCGGUGUCUCCGAGUUCUUGCCUUUCACCGCACCUUGGAUGAUGACAGUGUGAUGGAAAUCGGCGGAGCAAUCAGCGGAGGUUUCCAGAAACUUGAGACCUUAGAUCUUUCAAUGAACCACAAGAUUACAGAGGAAGGGUACAGACAUUUCUUUCAAGUCCUGGACAACCUGCCAAACUUACAAGUGCUCAACAUUUCCAGGCAUCUCCCAGAAUCCAUCCAAGUUCAGGCCACCACUGUCAAGGCUCUGAGUCAGUGUGUGUCCCGACUGCCCAGCCUCACCAGGCUUCAGAUGCUCAGUUGGCUCCUGGAUGAAGAGGACAUGAAAGUGAUUAAUGCUGUGAAGGAGAGACACCCUCAGUCCCAAUGCUUGACUGUCUUCUGGAAAUGGAUAGUGCCCUUCUCUCCUGUCAUUCAGAAGUAAAGGAUGCAGCCAAAGGCUACCAGUGGUUCUAGAAACCCAAUUUUCCAAAACAUCUCACUCUAGCUGAGGUGGGGGAUAAUGCCAGAAUUUAGGAUAUUGAGCCAGGAGAUACCAGUUUGGGUUAUAUAGUAAGACCAUGCCUCCAAACCAAAACCAAUACCAAACCAUUUUACUAGUAAUUGCAUAUACAAGACUGCUUAUUAACUAUGGAAGGCUGAUAAUUUUUCCAUUAUUUUUAUUUUAUAUGGAUGGGUGUUUUUGCCUGCAUUUAUGUCUGUGCAUCACAUGGGUGUGUGGUGUCUGCAGAGGUCUGAAAAGUGUAUUGAAUCCCCCAGGGUCUGGAGUUAUAGAUGGUUGAGUGUCUUCAUUUGGGUGCUGGGAACCGUACCUUUGUCUUACAAAAGCAACAAGUACUCUUAAUCCCUGAGUCAUCUCUCCAGCCCAAGGCUGAUGUUUUAUUAAAGCUUGCAGACCAUCACUGAACUUAGGAGCUAUGAUGAGCAGUCCUUGUAUGGUCCUCCUGUCUAAAGACUAGAGCUUCACUCAAGUUUAUACCUAGAAUCCUCCAUUGACAAGGUCAACAGGAAUGGGUGGGGAAGGGAGCAUUGAUCUCUGUAAAAGCCACAGUAUGAAGGAGUAUUUGAUGGAGGUAAGAAAUGGCCAGUUUAAGGAUGAGUCAGUCCCACCCAUGAUGAAGCACGAGUCGACUUUAGCACAGGAUGCAGACGACUCUUUCGAGAGAUGCUCUUUAGUCUUUCUAGGGCUUCUGUAUAGUCACCAGCCUUGGUGUGGUCAUGUUUGCUCACACCAUCUCCCAUCCAUUGCCAAUGUGAGGAAGAAAGUGGGCUUAGAGAAAACUGCUAUUGUUCCAGAGGCUUUUGAGAUCUUUGCAUGUGAUGUAAUGGCCUCAUGGUUUUCUUAGGAAGCCACAGUACUUGGUAUAUAUGAUUCUAUCUAGUAAGCGCUUCUAGAUAUAUUCAUGUGGUAGUUUGAAUAGGAAUGGUCCCCAUAGGCUCAUAUAUUUGAAUGCUUGGUCAUCAGGGAGUGACACUAUUAGGAGGUGUGGCCCUGUUGGAGGAAAUGUGUCAUUAGGGGGUGGGUUUGGGGGUUUCAAAUGUUCAAGCCAGGCCUAGUCUCUCUCUCUCUUCCUGCUGCCUGCUGAUCUGGCUGUAGAACUCUUAGCUACUUCUCUGGCAGGCAGCCAUUUUUCCUGCCAAUGUGAAAAUGGACUAAAUCUCUAAAACUGUAAGCCAGUUCCAGUUAAAUGUCUUCCUUUAUAAUGUUGCCAAGCAUCAUGGUGUCUUUUCACAGCAAACAAAUAUUGACUAAGACAGUGAAUUAACUUGAAAAUGAUUCAUGAUAUCAAAAUGUAUAUUGAAACAUCACUAUGCACCUGCCUGGUAUACUUCAAAUAUGCAUACUGUUGUGGGAAAUUAGAUCACACUGUGAACCCCAAGAUUGCAUUAUUUAUUUGAAAAACCUAUUUCAAGGUAUGGUGUGGUUCAGCCCUAGCUCAUACCUUUAAUCCAAGAGUUUUCUGCUUGACUAUUGUAAAUAGGAUUAAAUAAAGUGUGGGAGCCCACAACUGACUCAGUUUCCCAGUUUGAAUCUGAAGUCUAUUCUGAGUCAAUAGAGUUCAGGCUUGUUUGGUCCAAGACUGUGAGAAAGUUUUGAUUAGCCCACAGAGUCUCCUUGAAGGGCUGUGAGAAAGUCCUGAUUAGCCCACAAGAAGGAACACAGUAUCUAGCUAGAUGCAGGCUGCUGAUACCAGCCAGAGGUACAUUGAGAUAGAAAAUGAAACUGCCUGCUGCUUGAUGCAAGGCAGGAUAGAUAGUGGUUGAAUGCCUGUGCUGUGCACUGUUCUAACUCUGUCCUGCAAAACUGUAUAUAAGCUGGCUGUGAAAUA
Molecule: messenger RNA, 6109 nt
Organism: Peromyscus eremicus (cactus mouse)
Lineage: Eukaryota; Metazoa; Chordata; Mammalia; Rodentia; Cricetidae
Gene: Naip
Product: NLR family apoptosis inhibitory protein
Exons: 15
Coding region: 1-4203 (1400 amino acids)
Biological process (GO): pyroptotic inflammatory response; inflammatory response; detection of bacterium
Cellular component (GO): IPAF inflammasome complex
Molecular function (GO): ATP hydrolysis activity; ATP binding; cysteine-type endopeptidase inhibitor activity involved in apoptotic process
Source: RefSeq, a predicted model, not a curated record